AUGGCACCUUCAAGCACUCAAGACCUGUUCGAUGCUGAACAUCCCACCUCCAAAAGCAUCGACAAAACCGCUUCUGCCCAUCAGUACACCGCUCCGGACUUUGAACUCUUCCGCCACCUGGUGCCCCUAGUCUCCAGCGGCAAGACAACACACCUCAACGCAGCCUUCAUGCCCCCCUCAAAUCUCAUCGUCAACGAAGCUCUCUCCCGCUUCUGCUCGGAAGUCCUGCAUCAACCCUCUCCAAAAUCUCGCUGGAAAGAAGAUGUCGAGGCAGUUAGGGAACUACUGGGCAGGUACAUCAACACAGACCCAUCAACAAUCGCCUUUGUCAGGGACACCACCGAAGGCCUGGGAAGCUUCAUCCGCGGUCUCAAGUUCCAACCAGGCGACAACGUCGUGAUUCUCGACUGUGAACAUCCGAACCAAGCGUUCGCCUGGCUGACACUGCGUUCGGCUGGGCUGGAGGUCAGACUCGUCCCCACAGACCCGGAGAACCCAGUUGCAGCGGACGCGAAGACCUUUGCGCCGUACGUCGAUGAAAGGACCAGGGCGAUCGGGCUGAGCUCCAUCAUGUUCCACACGGGACAACGGAACGAUGUCGCGGAUGUCUGCAAGGCGUUCCGACACCGGGGAAUUCACGUUCUCGCGGACCUUACGCAACAAGUUGGAUUUGCUGCUGUCGAUGUGGAAGAAUUGGGUGUCUCGGCGGCGGCGUUCAGCCUGCACAAGGGCCUCAACUCGCCAACUGGCUUCGCGGCGCUGUACGUCGAUACACAAGUCAUCCAAGAGAUGGAUCCAGUGCCACCUAUUGUAGGCUACGGAGGCGUGAGCAGUGUUGGCGACUCGGAGGACUUUGCGGUCCCGGAAGGCCCCGUCGUCUUCCACCCUACCGCGAAGAGAUACGAGCACGCCAACAUGAGCUUUAUCUCAGCUGUGGCCGCAAGGGCAUUUCUCCAGUUUUAUCUCGAAGUGAUGGGCCCCAGAAAUCUCGAGCAGCGUCUGUAUAGUCUUGGAGACGCGCUGCGUCAAUCUUGCGCUGAAUUGGGUGUUGGCGUCAUUGGGCCAAGCGAGAGGAAACACCACGCACCACAUCUUCAUGUUCUUCGUUUGCAGGACCCGAGGUGGCCUGAACGCUUGGAGGCAGCAGGUAUUGUAGCGACAAAGUUUAGGACUGGCAUCAGAGUCUCUUUUGGCUUCUAUAGCAAUCUGGAAGAUGUCGAGAGAUUGAUGGCGGUGAUUCGGACAGGGCUUGAAAGCGGCAUUCCACCGUUGAGGAGCCUCCCGCAUCGGCGACAUCCCAUCGUCCCCUCAACUUCCCACCUUCAUCAACCUCAACCUUCUCGAACCCGCGUUGUCUCCGCCUGGACGAUGCCUCCACACGAUCAGGAAACACCUCUUAAACCCACCAAGAGGAUAUCUUGCAAGAGAUGCCAGUACAGAAAAGUCAGUAACUUACAAUCCUCUGCCCAACUCUCCGCUGAGACAUCUCGCCAGUUCAAAUGCUCCCGUACCGAGCCAUGCCAAAACUGCAGCACGUCUAAUACGCCUUGCGAAUACCGCCCUGUAGAUCGUAAACGCGUCCCGGCCUCUCACGAGUAUGUCGCGAGCCUCGAGUCUCGCAUCUCAUGGCUCGAGACGUUUGUUCAAUCUCUCCGUGUCGCCACGCCAGAGCAGCGGGAGGAGAUGCUCAACUCCACGGCAGCUGCAGAGGGAAAGGGCCAUUCUCUUCCUAGUAGUUCUAACAAAGCUCAAGAAGAGAUCCGGACGGAUGAAGGAGCACCACUGGCACCAGGCAACUACAUAUCCCACCUCGGCAUCCACACCCGCUCAAGCGCAAACCUCGAGCUAGGCCUCGAAGGCUCCCUCAUCUACCAUGGCGCAACCUCCAUCUUCCGCGUCGACCUCCCUUCCACCUCCAAAGACCCAAGGGAUCCUGACAACACUACCACCGCUCUCCUCCGAGGAGGCGGCAUCGAAGCAAACUUUGAAUCUGUAAUGCAACACUUUGGCAUCGACGGCCCAUCCUCUCCCGCCGUUCUGCAGUCCCUAACCCAGUUCUUCCGCUGGCAAUAUCCGCACUUCAUGUUCAUCUACCGCGAGGCCUUUCUCCGUGACCAUUUCAGCAACGACGACGGUGAGUGUGAUGCCAACAAUGGUAGGAAUAACAGAAAAUACUGGUCCCCCGCCCUGCUCCUAUCUAUAUGCGCCCUCGGCGCGCUGGUCAGCUUAGAUACAAAAGCCUCGAGUGAGCGAUUUUUCCUCGCGGCGGAGAGCAUCAUCAUGGUGACCGGGCUCACAAGGCCGAGCGUUGCUACCGUCCAGGCGUUCCUAUGUCUUGCGCUCUACGAGAUUGGGAGGGGUAAUUUGUCCAAGGGUUGGGGGUACUCUGGAAUCGCCUUCCGCAUGGCCCAAGAUCUCGGCCUCCAACGAGACCCCAAAGGCUGGGUCCAGCACGACUCAUCCCUCGCAACACACGAAGACGUCGAGAUACGGAGGAGAAUCUACUGGGGCUGCUACAUCUCCGACAAGCUCAUCAGUCUGAUCCUCGGCCGGCCCGUGUACUUAGUCUACGAUGACGCCGAGGUCCAACCCAUGGAAACGCUGCCAGAACCCCCCGAAAUGAGUCUCUGGCGCCCCGUAGGCUUCGACGAAGAAUACAGAGAAUCCGCGCAAGCGAGCUCCAUGAUCCCAUACCUCCACGAACAGAUCCGCUUAUCGCGAAUCAUCGAGAGAAUGAUGUCGACGCUCUUCUCUCCGCGCUCCAACCUAGACGACCUCGGUCGGCGAGUCUGCUUCGAUAAUCUAAACCUAGACCUCAACCGGUGGCGCGAAUCGCUGCCCGAUUUUGCAAAAUGGCAAAAAUGGGGUGGAUCGUCAUCGAAGACAAUACCAGGAGUAUUGGCGUUGCACCUCCAAUUCCACAGUGCUCGCAUCGCCUUGAACUAUGAUCAGGCCAUUGCAUCCCGGGGAAGCGACGCGGACGAAAAGCCGCAGUCUUACUGCGUCACAUCCGCGCAGCACAUCACUUCCCUGGUACGCACUUAUCGAAGUCAGUAUGGGCUUCAACAUGCACCACUCGUGUUUGUAUACGGCGCUGUCCAAGCGAGCCGCUCAGCCAAGGCAUUCAACAUCACAGAAGAGAGCCAGUAUCUGAUCCAGAUGCUGGGAGAACUAUCAUCGGCUUGGAGCCUGUCAAGAGAAGUCAUGGCCAAAGUAUUGGACUGCUAA
This is a messenger RNA of Colletotrichum paranaense, 3228 nucleotides long. RefSeq lists its product as uncharacterized. The record is from RefSeq and is a predicted model, not a curated record. The transcript has 6 exons. Gene Ontology annotation, biological process: DNA-templated transcription; regulation of DNA-templated transcription. Gene Ontology annotation, molecular function: DNA binding; zinc ion binding; DNA-binding transcription factor activity, RNA polymerase II-specific. Lineage: Eukaryota; Fungi; Ascomycota; Sordariomycetes; Glomerellales; Glomerellaceae. The coding region runs from base 1 to 3228 and encodes 1075 amino acids.